Molecule: messenger RNA, 4980 nt
Organism: Alexandromys fortis (reed vole)
Lineage: Eukaryota; Metazoa; Chordata; Mammalia; Rodentia; Cricetidae
Gene: Ido2
Product: indoleamine 2,3-dioxygenase 2
Exons: 10
Coding region: 331-1386 (351 amino acids)
Biological process (GO): 'de novo' NAD+ biosynthetic process from L-tryptophan
Cellular component (GO): cytoplasm
Molecular function (GO): indoleamine 2,3-dioxygenase activity; heme binding; L-tryptophan 2,3-dioxygenase activity
Source: RefSeq, a predicted model, not a curated record
UCUGGGCAAGGUUCUUCCUUGCCGCCGCCAAAGCAGCACGCAGCUGGACGAAGUCAAAAGCGGACAGCUGGGACAUUUCUCCUAGUCAGUCAUUUUCCUCAGCGCAGGCAGAUGGAUACCUCAAGCGAGAAUAUGGAGUCUCAAAGGCAGACUUUGAAGCUGGUGACGCCGCUGACUUUGGGAAGAUACCACAUUUCUGAGGAGUACGGCUUUCUACUUCAGAAUCCCCUGAAAGAACUUCCCGAGCAGUACAGGUCUUGGAUGGAAAUCGCCAGUGAACUUCCUCAUUUAAUCGAGAGCCGCCAGCUCCGGGCCCACGUGUACAAGUAGAUGCCCCUCCUGGACUGCAGGUUCCUAAAGAGUCAUCGUGAGCAACGCCUCGCACACCUGGUACUGGCCGCUAUCACCAUGGGAUUUGUUUGGCAAGAAGGAGAGACCCAGCCCCCAAAGGUGCUGCCAAGAACUCUUGCCAUUCCUUUUGUUGAAGUCUCCAGGAAGUUGGGGCUCCCUCCCAUCCUGGUCCACUCUGACCUAGUGCUGACAAACUGGACCAAAAGGAACCCAGAAGGACCAUGGGAAAUCAGUAACCUGGAAACCAUCGUCUCUUUUCCGGGGGGAGAGAGCCUGCAGGCUUUCGUACUGGUGACCGUUUUGGUGGAGAAGGCAGCCGCGCCUGGCAUUAAGGCCCUGGUUCGGGGAGUGGAGGCUCUUCUGCAACACAACCAGGACACCCUGCUCCAGGCCCUGCAGCAGCUGAGACUCUCCAUCCAGGACAUGACCAAAGCCUUGGCCCAAAUGCACGAUUAUGUAGACCCAGACAUAUUUUACACGGUCAUCCGGAUCUUCCUCUCUGGGUGGAAGGACAACCCAGCCAUGUCUGAAGGGCUGGUCUAUGAGGGUGUGGCCACAGAGCCUUUGAGGUACUCGGGAGGAAGUGCAGCCCAGAGUUCUGUGCUUCAGGCCUUCGAUGAGUUCCUGGGCAUUCAGCAUUGCAAGGGAAGUGUAGACUUUCUGCACAGAAUGAGAGACUACAUGCCACCUUCCCAUAAGGCCUUCCUGGACGACCUGCAUUCAGCUCCUUCGCUGAGGGACUAUGUACUGACCUCAGCUCCUUCGCUGAGGGACUAUGUACUGACCUCUGGCGCUGGAUGCUGCCUGAUGGCCUACAACCAGUGUGUGGAGGCGCUGGCGCAGCUGCGCAGUUACCACAUCAAUGUGGUGGCACGUUACAUCAUCUCCGCUGCUUCCAGGGCCAGGAGCAAGAUGCCGAGCCAUCCCUCACCCCAUGCCUUGGAGGACAGGGGCACUGGGGGAACUGCAGUGCUGAGCUUCCUGAAGAGCGUCAGGGAGAAGACCGUGGAGGCCAUCCUGCACCCUAAUGCUUAACAGUUCACACACCGCAUCCUUGUGCUUAGCAGUUCACACCCCACACCCUUGUGCUUAACAGUUCACACCCUGCAUCCUUGUGCUUAACAGUUCACACCCUGCAUCCUUGUGCUUAACAGUUCACAUCCCGCACCCUUGUGCUUAGCAGUUCACACCCCGCACCCUUGUGCUUAGCAGUUCACACCCCGCACCCUUGUGCUUAGCAGUUCACACCCCGCACCCUUGUGCUUAUGCCUUGUGGGAGUCUGAGCCAGGACCAGAGCUCUGCCUGAACCCAAGCAUACUUUUGCUCCAAAGAACCCCAUGUUCUUUGUUCAUAAACUGCGGCUCCCACUUCCACCCCACCCUCAGCCACUUUGCUUGCUAGAAACCUUUCUGUCCUGCUUGAUCCCAUGCCUCACACCCGAGAGCGGAAGCCAUGUCUCCAUGGCUUCAGUGGGCAAGUCAGAGAUACCCAAGCUCAAGUUUAAAAGAAUCAAAUUGCCUUUGGGCUUCUCACCUCAUCUUUUCCUCCUUUCAAUCUCUUUCUCCCUUCCCUCUUUCUUCCCUCCUUCUCUCUUCCCCCCACUUUGUCCUUUUCUUGUCUUCCUGUGUUUACUCCUUUUUCCUCUUCUCCCCUCUGUCCCCAUCCCUCCUCCCCUUCUCUCCCUUUGUCUUUGACACAGGACCAAACUACUCCAGACCAGCUUCCAGUAGAUCCUGUGAUUCCCCUACCCCAACCUUCUGAGGUCAUACAUGUGUACUAACUGCCAUGAGCUCUCUCUUCAUUUCUUUUCUUUUGCCCUGCUGGAGAUUACACCUAAGGUUUCGUACACACUAGGCAAUUGUUCCACCACUGAGCUCCAGUCCCAGCUCUCUGUGUUUCUCAUUUUGAAGGAAAGUCUUACGAGUUUCUUGGGCUGGUAUUGAGCUUUUAAGCUCAUGCUGGACUUAGUGCUUGAGUAUCUGGAAUGAGCCAGUGAGCCGUGCUGCUGCUGAUAACAAUGAUGAUAAUGCUGGUUGCCUCCCCCUCUUCCUCUUUGUUUAUUUUUGGUUUUUAUUUUGAAACAGGUUCUUACCAUGUUUUAGCUCAGGUUGCCUUUGACUCAAGGCAAUCCUCCAAUCUCAGCCUCCCCUGCACUGGGACUCUAAGCAUGGCCUACCACAGCUGGCUAUAGAGUCUCUUAAUUCUCUAAGUCCCUGCUGCGCUGCUCUACAGAGCCUUGGUUAGGGGACCGUCCAUGAACAGGGACAACCUUCUCCUCCCUGCCCACGCUGAAUUCAACAUUGAGGGUUAGAUGCUCCGGUGGGGACAUGUGGGUGAGGGUGCUGGGCAUACAAACCUAAAUGUCACCAGCAUGGGACUCUCUGCAACUGAACUGGAACUGAUGCGUCUUCCCCACAUGGUGGAGUCAUCGCGAAUUCUAUUUUAAUUCUCUGCUCUAUUUUUAGGGCAGUGUUUUUCUUUUUCCUAGUGACACUGGAAUUUGUAUUUGAAAAAUGCUUUAAUUGACCCUUUGAAACGAAGUGAGCCAAAUAGGAAUAAAUAGAAAGUCCACAUGUUUUCGGAUAUAAAUAAAUGUAGCUGUUAUUUUUGAAGUUUCUAGCUCUAGGUCUUACUCUACCUGACAGCAGAAAACUCAGAUUUCACCUGUUUAAAGCCAGUCUCAUUAACUAGGCCUCCCCCACGUUUCAAAUGCAUAUGUGCACACACACACACACACACACCUGCACCAGACUUUCGUUCCAUCGUCCCAUCUAGGAAGGGAGCAUCAGUGAGGACCGUUUGAUCAUUGCCCAGCCUGGUCCAAAUGCCUGGCCCCUGUGUGGAUCCAGAUCAGGUGGACUUAGCCUCCCCGUUCAUCAUAUCUAAAAAGGCUUUCAGGCCCCAUGGUCCUGCUGUUCCAUAGCCCUGCCACCAUAAAAACACAUGAGAUUGGCUUAGGGUUUCUACCUUUCAGUACCUGGGGGAGAGAGAAGGCUAGCUCCAAAAGAGGGUGCAAGUCAGGUCCUACUCCAAGGCAUUGGGGCUCUUCCUGUCUCAUAUCCCCUGGGCUCCAUCCAGCAAAGAUUGGUUGGUACACCUGACCAUGAUAAGGGCUUCUCGGAGCCCCAGGGUCAUGCUCCUCUGUCACUGCUCUUGCUGCUCCUCUUCCUGUGUAGGGCUUAGCAGCACCCUCCUCUCUUGUUCUCUCCAGAGCCUCAGCCUGAGCUUAUAAUGACUCAAAAAAUCCUUCCUCUCCACUUGACAUCCUUGUCUCCUGGUGAAGUCUCUUUAGCAGCUCCACGCAAGGACCCAGGCGGACUUAUUUAUCUCAAAUGUUUCUCUGGGAUGAGCCAUGUGCAUUAUGGGUCCAGGAAGUAUCUAAGAGGGAGACUAGUUACCUCCAUGCCCCCACCCCUUGCUGUUCCCAAAGAGUGGAGGGCCUUCAAGCUAAGACCUAGCUUCCCAUUCCAUGGUUCUCAUUUUUGAAACAGUGUGGCUGGUUUUGAAUCAGUCCCAUAGAGAAACUGAUCCUUGGUUUCUUACUCAUUAUGAAAUGAAGAUAUCAAGUCUCAGGAUGGAUAGAAAAGAAGGGAUAGAGUCUGGGGCAAAGUGUGUUGGGAAGUGGGGGGCUCAGGUGCAUUUCUCAGGGGGUGUUGCCCCUGUUACGAGUGCAGGAGACGGGAAGACACUGGUUCCUCACAAGGUUGUGUCCACACAUGGUUGGAGUGAGUUCUGGUUAUUUUUAAGAAGAGUACCAAAGACGCAGACGAUUUUAACAUCCAGACAGCGAAACCAUUAAAGCCACAAAGCUAGGCAGCAGGAGGGUGCUUACAGCUCCGGUCUGCCUUGACUCUGAGCUAGCUCUGAGCUGUCUGUCCUUCAAGAGGGACACGGCCCUCUCAGCUGUCAAGGUGCAAAGUCAAGGCAGCAAGUUCCAAACUGAGUCUUCUCUGGCACAUUUGGAAACUGCCAUUCAGUGUUCCAAAUAAGUGUUAAAGGAAAGCCCCUCCGGGAAGAAAAAAAGGGGGAGGAGAAGAAAGAAAAGAACCAGUGCUAACGCCAGCUGUGCAUGGACACAACCUAAGGAACAGCGUCUUCCUGUCUCCUGUAUUGAUGACAGGAGCAGCAGCCUAAGAGGGUCUUGUGCACACAGUUCUGACCUUGGGGGCCUAGCCCUGUCUCCACGGAUGAGGGUUCACCCUCCAUCAGUGUCCUCAAAUCCCAGAGGAGGAAAGAAGGGAGAGAGGGAAGGCAGGGGAAAGGAAGACAGAAAAGAAGGGGGUUGGGAUUUCGAGAUUAUAUUUCAGAUCUGAUUGAAGUUUGGGAUCGGAGAAAACACUCUGUACCUGCCAGUCAGUCGUCGCUUCCAGAACGAGGAACCCUUCCGGAACGCAGUCCUGCUAUUCCCGUGGACAGAUGUUGUAUUUGCUCUGCUAAAGGAGGAGACGCUUGUCUUCCUUCGCUCAUUUAACAGUAAACUUAAUAAAGAAGUCGGAUUUUACUACUUUCUGAGACGCGAUCGCUAGUUAGUCGCUGCAAUUUAGCAUCUGCUGCCUGCGAACAUUAAAAACUGAUUUCUUGAGUGUACGCAUCAUCAAAAAAUAAAUGAGCUUUUUUUUGUGUGUGAA